Molecule: messenger RNA, 1728 nt
Organism: Lingula anatina
Lineage: Eukaryota; Metazoa; Brachiopoda; Lingulata; Lingulida; Lingulidae
Product: protein Star
Biological process (GO): endoplasmic reticulum to Golgi vesicle-mediated transport; endosomal transport
Cellular component (GO): late endosome membrane; Golgi apparatus; endoplasmic reticulum membrane
Source: RefSeq, a predicted model, not a curated record
UAACUACCGCGGAGCCGGAGAAGUAAUUCGACGAGCUUCACAGCUUUUCCCAAGAAUUAUUCACAUUUGCUUGGAUAUUUUCUUUGAUUCACAUUAACUAAGAAAUAGGGAUAUAGAAAUGUAUAAAUGACACUGAAAUCGGGCACAAUGUACUCCCGCAGGAAUAGGAUCUUGACUAAUUAUCUGACCGCUGUUUCAACCACAUUGACCAUUACCAUUAUAUUUCUAUACGGUGCCAUCCUCACCAGUUCCAAAGGGCGGAGAAGCAUCUUUCAGAUCAGUACGGGGAAUCGCUUGAAUAUUUUAGACAUCGACGUUUAUCGAGAUAUUGAAGCUAGACAUCUAAAGGCGGAUGAUCCAGGGUUAAUGGAAUAUGUCCGAAGAAAGUUUCUAUUCGCCCCCACAGAGCGGCCUAGAAAUUUGUCGAGGAACGCUGUGGACUACUCCCAGGCCGGACAAUCGACACUUGUUGACGAGAUUUUGGGGCAUCGCACUGGUGGAUUUUUCGUGGAGUCGGGCGCGUGGGACGGGGAGACAGACAGCAACUCCCUCUUCUUUGAAAUUUUUCGAAACUGGACGGGGAUUCUGAUAGAGCCAGACCCAUGGAACUUUGAGAAACUUUCACGGAAAAAUAGAAAAGCGUACACGGCCCAAACCUGUCUCACUGCAAGCCCCCAAAGAAUCGAUUUCACGUUCUCCGCUGCCCCCGACAGCGGUGCGGUGAAACCACUAUUCCCAGACAUCCCAACAGUCGGGAAAACGAAGAUACUCUGUCUUCCCAUCCACACCCUACUGGCUAGCAUUGGCGUGAGGCACGUGGACUAUUUUUCCCUGGAUGUUGAAGGGGAAGAGCCGGCGGUGCUGAGGUCAUUUCCUUGGGACGAAAUUACGGUGGAUGUGUGGUCGGUCGAAGUCAACCAGGGUUUGAAAAAUCGGGACGAAAAACUGGCGGAGAUUGCAGGAAUAUUUGAUAAAGUUGGACUGUACAGUAAUGUUGAGAUGGUGGCUCAUGAUGUUGUGUAUGUUAGAAACGUUUUAUUAUGAGAGCACAUCAUUUGAUUUUUAAUAUUGGUUGAGUAUGCGGAAUUUUGGCUUGCCGUUACAGAAGGGCAUGAAUCAAAUACGCCCAAAGUUGUGCGUGUAGUCGAAUUCACAUGUAGGCCUAUCGUAUACGAUACUCAUACGUACGGUGGGUGUCAUCCAGCUGUGGCAGCGCCUUAUACUGCUUGCACUGAAGACUAUAAAUUUGCAAAAUGUGCCAUUUUAACCAAUAUUUCGAACUCUACGCAAUGUUGCCUUAUAAUUUGCAUUUAAGACAGUGAAGCGCCGGGAGUGUGUACUGAGUAUAUACAUGUAGCGUGUUGCUAUUUUUAUCACCCAUUGUGAAGACACAGCAGUCAUUCGCUUCGCAUGUUAUACAAACACUCCCAUCUCUUGUAUGAAUUCAUGAAAAAGUCAAUAGGCCUACCAUCGGAACAGUGCCAUAUGUAGGCCUAUGCAUUGUUGUUUUUAUCACUAUCCUGCACGUUUUGUAGGCCUAAGUAUUAUUUCUGAUGGUUGAGAAAAGAGAUGUGAACAAUUUAUCAAUAAAUAAAUAAAUAAAUUUAAAGGGACAAACGAUUUUAUCGUACAUUCAAGCCAUAAUUUUUAGUCCGUUAAGCCAGCAGUUUGGAAAUUUGAAGGGAAUUACACAAACACGCCACUUUGUCACCCUACGAUUACUGAAAA